UCGCUCUCUCUCCGUCCCGCGCUUUUUGUUGCGCAAUUUAUCUCGUCUACCGCUACUCGAAAGGCGUGUAGUGCUUGCUGUGAGCGCUUGUCGACGACUAAAAGCCCAAAAUGCCAACUCUUACGAUCAACACGAAUGUACCCGCAUGCAAGAUUCCCAACGACUUCCUCAAGACGACAGCCAACGUUGUGGCGGACUCCUUGGGAAAACCUCUCUCGUAUGUUGUCGUCCACAUAAGUCCUGAUCAGAUGCUGUCGUUUGGAGGCACCGAUGAGCCUUGUGCCAUUGCAAACCUGUACAGCAUUGGCUGCCUCUCUCCGAAGGAGAACAAGAAGCAUUCAGCUGUCCUGUUUGAGCACAUUGAAAAGACAUUGGGCAUCAAAGGCAACAGGAUGUACAUCAACUACUUCGACAUGCCAGCGACCAAUGUCGGCUACAGCGGCAAAACUUUUGCUGGGUGAUGAGACAAGAUCCUGCUUGCGGCAGCAGGAAGAGAUGUCUACGCAUUUGGAGUUCAAUAAACAUUCACUUUCGGUUAUA
Molecule: messenger RNA, 540 nt
Organism: Rhipicephalus microplus (southern cattle tick)
Lineage: Eukaryota; Metazoa; Arthropoda; Arachnida; Ixodida; Ixodidae
Product: macrophage migration inhibitory factor homolog
Molecular function (GO): cytokine activity; phenylpyruvate tautomerase activity
Source: RefSeq, a predicted model, not a curated record